AGAUACCAGCAGUUGCUGAAGGAGCAUCUCAAGGUUAGCACAGCGGUCGCCGAUCCAAACUCUCGGGGUCAAAGGAACAAUAUGUUGGCUUGGUUUUGGUCUAUGGAUGUACAAGGGGAUUCUAAUAGCAGUGAUUGGGUGAAUGAAUUUUACCGUGUGCAUUGGCUCCGUGCCAAGGCUAUGAGAGAUCGUUGGGCAGAAGAGAUGUUGCUUGUAAAGCAUGAAAUGGAUUGGACCUGUGACUCUUUUCUUCAUAAAGCUGAGAAUUGGAUCCGUCUAGGUAACAUCUCCAGGCAGGUCCAUAAAGAGGGACAUCUGGGAUAUGCGGCCAGACAAUGCAAAAUUUAUCAACAUUUGUACGCAGAGGCCAGUCAUGCAUUCAAACGGACAAAGGCCUCGUCUCAAGCAGAGCAGCAUUUUCCUGUCUUAGAAAAUGCAAAUACUGGAUAA
This is a messenger RNA of Suillus subalutaceus, 450 nucleotides long. RefSeq lists its product as uncharacterized. The annotation marks the transcript as partial. The transcript is spliced from 2 exons. The record is from RefSeq and is a predicted model, not a curated record. Lineage: Eukaryota; Fungi; Basidiomycota; Agaricomycetes; Boletales; Suillaceae.